This is a messenger RNA of Bursaphelenchus okinawaensis, 2859 nucleotides long. The record is from the annotation of a GenBank genome assembly. Lineage: Eukaryota; Metazoa; Nematoda; Chromadorea; Rhabditida; Aphelenchoididae.
AUGGCAACGCGUUUCGCCGGCUUCGGCCCUCAAACUACCAAGAUUCUGAGCCAUGAGAGUGGACUACAUUCGGAGUGGAAUCGGAGGUUCGGCUUCUGUAGUCUGAUCGCUGUCGGUGAGUAUAAAUGUUGUUGCAGAUAGCUUUAUAAUAAAUUUUGAAAUAGUAUCACGUAACUAAUGAAUGUGUUACCUACAGCUGGAGUGACCAUCUUGAGCUCAACGUACGGGUUUCUGCUUACAAAUCUGUUUUCCGUCAGCCAAUCCACAUCUCCGCCCUUGACUUCCGUGUUAUUAGCUUCAAUACUAUACCUCAUUUCAGGUAAGAACUUGCCAUAUGUUUUCUCUACAAUUUUUUUGACCAAAACCUUAAACUACCUAAAUUUCAGGUGAACAAAAUCGUGUAAUAUCUCGUCGUAUACCUCUGAAUGGAUUACUGUACAACUUCGCGUUUACCUCACACUCCGAGCUCCUGGCCUUUGUGAUUGGGUGGUCACAGCUGUUCGAUGGUGUUCAACUUCUGACAAUUCUGGUCAAGGUUCUGUCGGAAAUCAUGGUAAACAUUUUACUCCGUAACCUUGUUACUUACGUAGUCUUUCUCACUUCAUCUACUGUAAAGGUUUCUUUGUUAUCUUACUGUAGUCGUUAAUAUUCCGUCCACUGUAAGAUAGUACAUUAUCUUGCUCUUGACUUUGAACCACAGUAGCCCUCUUAUUGAGUAAUCUGUUUACAGAAGAUGUUGUUUUGUUAUCGGAUGGAGCAAGUCGUGCCUUCUGAAUCCGUGGUAGAGCAGUGGCCGGUAACCAAUUACUCUGACUGGAUUCUCAUCGUUUCCGCCAUGUUAAUCAUGAUGUGUUCGCUGCGGGUCGUCUCGACUGUGAGCAUCGUCUUCAUGGUGGCCAUAUUGUUUACUGUAACCAGCACAACAGUAGUCGCAUUACUACACAACAUCGUGCAUCUUCAAGUCCAUUACAUAGGAUUUCCGUACAACUACCAAGAGGUAUAUUCACCUAAGCAUUUCUUUCUAUUAUAGUAGUAUUAUAGUAUAUGUAGACAUCACAGCGAAAAUACAAUCAAGUUGGUCAUAAUCAGGGGCGUCGCUAGGGGGGGGGGAGUGGAUCCACCCCCAGAAAAAAUCCGUAGCGACGCCCCUGAUCAUAAUACAUUACAAUGUCAUUUUCAGAUUAUGGACGGUACAGAAGCCCUGAUAGUGGGUGUAAUGGCAGUAGAAGUGAUGUCGUAUGUUUCCCAAGAAACCGAGAAUCCGACCAAAGUUUUACCUCAGUUAUUUCGGUACCUUCCUCGUGGUAUGUGUGUCCUCCUUCUGAUUGGUACGAUGGCAUUCUUUCCCUUUUCACUACGCCGACCAUUUACUGACACUAAAUUGUUACCUUCAACUUUUGACACGAUCGGAAUAUUCUCAGCACGGUAUCUUCUGAACGUGGGUUUGGUAUGUGGCCUUAGUGCUACAGUCUGUAUAGCAUAUAUUGGACCUACAAGAAUUCUGUGUCAGAUGGCUGACGAUGGAUUGGUACCUCGGUUCUUGGGACAUCUUUAUGGUAAAGGUAAUUUUUUCUCAAUACGUUAAUCAUUUGAAAUGUGUUGUAUUUCUUUUAUAAAAGGCAACUAUAAUGAAAAGUAAGUACAACUAUGUAACCACCCAUUACCACGGUAUCUUUAGGUGGAUCGCCUCGACUGUCAGUCUUCAUCGUCACCAUCUUGACGUUUGUUUUCUCUCUGGCGCCGCGACAGUUGUUGUCCUCAACACUUCCUGCCAGUAUCAUGCUGAGACUUUUCACACAAUCCAUUCUCGUUUAUAACAAUGUUAUUCCCGACCCGAAAGACCCGGCCGACGAUGAUAACAUCAACACAAGAUAUAAUUCAUUGGGUGAAAGCAGAUGCUCGUCCAUCGCCGACCAGAAACACAGUAUAAUCGACAGUACGUACUCGGAAAUCACUUCAGAAAGUGAGGAAGAACAUGCUCUGGAAAAAGUAUGGAAAGUGAACGGGAACGAGGAAACAAGCUUGAUCAACGGACUUACAAAAACAUACGACACAUUACCACAAGUGAGUAGUCUUUCAGGCCUGAAGUUUAAAAAAAUACUUGUUUCAUAUUGUUAUUAAAAUUCUUUUGAAUAAACAGAAAAAAACAUCUUUCUGUUGCCCAAAAACGAUAGGGCGCAGCUUGCAGCCAAUACUCCGCAGGUUGCAAGAAUUUUUUAAACGGUAAUUUACAACACAGAAAGAUUUAUAUAAUAGUAUAAUCAUGAUAUUCAACCCCCUUUUACAGAAUAAAUACCACAACUGCUUGACAUCAUCAUGCAACCACGGCUCUUCUGUUCUCCAAAGAUAUCACAUGUACGAUCCAGAGGAACAGUACGAGAGGACGGUGAUCUGUAAGGAACAGUCAAACAGAUCAUUCGGAAUAGACAAAACACCCAAAAACGGCAGACGUGCUCUGACAUUACACUUGAUAUCAGCCGUUAUGAUCGCUCUGUCUUCUACCAUAAUACGAGAAACUGUAAGGAUUACAGUAACAUAAAAGCCACUUUUAGCCGACCCCCUUUACCUUUUUUAAUGAUUUCUCUAGUAUCGUUUCAGACGGAGUACUUGCCAAUAAUGCCCAUAAUAACAUUGACUGUAGGCUUGGUAUCUUCGCUUUGUGUGUCUAUAUGGAUAUUGAACAUAAGACCAGAAGACGAGAAAGAACGAUGGAUACCAGGAAUGUCCGUAGUAACAAUAUUCACAGUAAUCCAGCUAUUAUUCCAUAUCAAGAUAUUGACGAUGGUACCAAUUGUCAUUUGGGACGGUAUUGGUCUUCUUUUGUAUUUGUUAUGUUUAUGUCAACGGACUUCCAACUAG